Gongylonema pulchrum is the source of this 351-nucleotide messenger RNA. The record is from the annotation of a GenBank genome assembly. Lineage: Eukaryota; Metazoa; Nematoda; Chromadorea; Rhabditida; Gongylonematidae.
AUGGAGCCGAAAGGCGAUAUCGGUCUGCAGUAUAAAUUUCUGCUCAAAGUGUUAAGGCGAAUGACAGAAUAUUACGACAAUUACCGAAAGGAGAAGAUAAAACAGGGAGCCGAGCAGAGAAUGAGCACAAAAGAAAGCAUGGAGAGGAGUGCAGCUGCAGCCCCACACUUCUCCACUGCAUCCGUUAUCCCUCCCAGCGAGGUCGAAUCCAUAAAGCCGAACAAGGCAGCCGGUCUGGACCGAAUCCAUGUCGACGAACUAAAAGCCAGUGGUGAAACGACAACAAAAACACCUAGUCCACGAUUCACCUGGCAUCUGGAAACAGGUACAAUACAAGCAAAGUGGAUCUAA